Molecule: messenger RNA, 2612 nt
Organism: Pseudogymnoascus verrucosus
Lineage: Eukaryota; Fungi; Ascomycota; Leotiomycetes; Thelebolales; Thelebolaceae
Exons: 1
Coding region: 421-2538 (705 amino acids)
Source: RefSeq, a predicted model, not a curated record
GUGAAUUUUCAAAACUUGACGUAAAGCUGGAGGUAUAAUUACUCGUUGUGAGCACCAUCUAUCUACAUUUAUUUUUUGGCGAUAAGUAAAAUCGUGGUUUGGGCAAGUCCACGCGAUUUGGCGCCAGCCACACUAUGAUUGGCUGAGAUCGGUCAUCGUUACUUCUUCGUCUUUGACCACCGACAACAUCCCUCCUCCCGAGAGCCACCCCACGACGACAGCAACGCAGUAUCUAUUGUCAAUUAAAAGCGACGAGCUGAACCUCGACUUGCUGCAUCGAAUGCCACUUCCUACUAUACCAUUACGCUGGCUGUGGCUUUGUGGCUCGAAUUGAACAUUCCAAUCUGCUCUCUCGAAACAGCACAGAUUUCGCGCCAAUUGGAUCCUAUCCAAUGAUCUUGUAAGAUCUGGAUCAACUAUAUGUUGCUAGGGCGGACACCCUGCUGCACAGCAGUGAAGCGAAAGCUACGAGUCCCAUCGGAAGAGAUAUGGAUCACCGACAAAACCCUGGCGUGGGCAUUUCAGCGCUUAUGCCUUCUUUCGAGGCCCUCGAGACGCCAUGGGACGUCGGUACCCGGCCCCAUGGAGUGCAGGCGGCGUUUAGGCAAACGCCGUAUGGCUCACUUUUCAGAGGCAGUUCGACCACCCGCCCAUGAUUUCGCGGCUUUGUGGGGAUUCAGGGGCGCCAAAGAGAACAACAUUUGGCAAUGGGAGGCGCCGCAUAAACCGCCAGAACGAGCUGCUACGGAUCAACUGCCAUCUUGGCUGAUGGAUCUGGAUCAGUCGAGGGCCAAUAAUCCAAACCAGAAUCAUCUGGAAAGCAACGAUGGCCUCGUCCCCGUCUUACAAUCAAAUGCUACGGACGACUUGGAGUGGUUUCGUGACCGCAUCCGCGCCAAAACGACACCCAUUGAUUUCUCAGAUAUCUGUGGGACAUUUUGCCAAACGUUCAAGCAGAGUUUGUCCUUGGGGCAAGUCUCUGCAGCUGUUCUAGCCGGAAGUAUACGUGAAGUGCCGCGCCUCAUUCGAGACAAUACCGCUAGCAAGGACAUAGAACAUGCUCUCUGUAUCUCAUUUUACCAGGCGACAUGGAGAGGCAUCAUGGCAUGCAAGGUACUUCGACCAGCUGAAAUUGAGCCAGAGGUCUUACGAUUAUUGCUCACGAAUCUGCCUCGCCUCCCGGUACAUAUGUCCGCCGCUCUCAUUUCAGACAUUCUUCGGUCCAUCACCGAUAAACAAAAGCACGAGCUUAAAAAAGAGAUUUAUGCAAUUGGGGCCUCACUUUUCUCGCCUGAUACAAGCGCCUCGCACCCCGAAGAAAUAUCCCAAUCUACAGAAACCGCCAAAGCAAAAUACUCGCCGCCUAGAAAGAUGUUCUUGAACAUAUAUGUCUUGAAAGACAUAGUUGGGGCCCUGAUGGAAACCUUUGGGUUGUAUGCGCCUGAAAAGCAAGCAAGGGAGGAAAUAUGCCAUCUGGUUCAACUAUCCACGGCUUACGCAAGCAGGGUCAUCUUCUCUGGAAGUGGGAGGUCCACAGAAGUUUUAGUACGAGAAGGGGAGGAUCUGCGGACGACAUUGCUCAAGCUCAUAGCGCGUGGACCUUUCGCCUCCGAAGCUUUGCUGGUACAGGCGUGCAUGAUAAUACGGGCUGAAUAUCGCGAUGACAGAACAACAAUAACCCUUCCGCGGUUGCGUCAACAUGUCCUAUGCGAUAUAAUGUUUGAAUAUUGGGCUGGGACGACGCCUAAUACGUCAAUAGUGAAAGCCCAUGCUGCGUUUAAGGCUUCGUUUCUAUGUCCACAUAAGCCUCACCGUUCUAUUAUUCAUUUAUGCACGGCUUUAAAACAACAGGCAAUAUGUUGGGACGAGAAAGUUGCCUGUUAUUUGCGAAUGUUACGCCGCAUCCGCGGUGAAAGUGACAGUGUGUACUACUGUUUGAAACGCCUCGAGCAGGCCAAAAUCUACCUCAAUGCACCGACUAUCAUGAAUGAAAUGGCGGCACUACAUACCAAGAAUUUGCGUCACGCGGCGAAAUUGCAGCGGCUCUAUUCAAGAGAUCGCCCAAGAACAUACGAAAUUCCUCUCGAAAAAUUUCCGGGUCUUGCAAUUGCGAUGAUUCAUGAUCCGUCGUGCAAUCCAAGGGAUAUAUUUGACCUACUUGGGGGAUUUCGGGUCUGGAAAGAAACACACACAAGCUGGGCGAGAAUACGCUUAGUGGAGAAGAUGGCUUUUGAAUUUUCGCAGGUCGACUUCAUCUCGAACAGAGUUGCACUCAGGAGUAUCGCAUGGUGCAUUCGGUACCUAAAUCACCACAAAGUUCCCAUAUCCAGUCUCAUUAUUCGUGUCUUAACUGAUAUUGGCAUCGAGGGGAAUAUCAUAGAGAAGGGGUCGAUUAGUCGCGGCAGGUUACAAUGGGUCCUGGGCAUUAUUGAGCGAACGGAGGGUAAAGUGGUUGCGGAAAGAAUAGAAGCAGUCGUCGUUGACGCACUACACCGAGAAAGGGAGCGAAGAGCUCGAGAAGAUUGUGUAAAGAUAUAGGACCCAUAGAUGUAUUCAUAGUAGUUUUAGGGAUCACACCCAAAUUGGUAGAUAUGCCAUCUAUAUUGACACGA